AUGGGGAGCCCCCGGGAAAGCCCCGUCCGGCAGCACUACGGGGGGCAGCUGGGCAGCAGCGGGGAAACUUCUUUUGUUGCUUUAAAGGGCAGCAGCAACGAAGAAGAAGGAGAAGAAGAAGAAGAACCAGAAGAACCAGAAGAAGCACCAGCAGCAGCAAAGAAAGAACCCGCAGCUGCUGCAGCAAAAAGCGAGGAAGCCAAGUCCGAAACGGAGACAGAAAAAGAAAUUGAAAGCAGCGAAACAGAACCCAAGGGGGGCCCCACAGAGGGCCCCCAUGGGGGCCCCAAGGAGGGGCCCCAAGGGGGCCCCCAGGGGGGCCCCGAGGGGGGCCCCCCCAAGGGGGCCCCCGAGGAGGAGAGGCCCCAGAAUGCGCCGACUCUGAUAAUGCUGCCCGAACUGGAGCCAGAUGCAUGCGAAAAUGUUAAAGACCCUGUGGCUUGCAUGCAAAAGCCAGGUUGUUUUCAAGAUUUUAUUUAUGGAGUUUGUUUCUUUAAUUGCACUGCUGUAGAGACACCCGAGGAGUGCAACAAACAUGCCUUCUGCAGGUUCGAGACCCAGGUGCCCCAGAACGCAUGCGUCAACGAAGUUUGCUGCUGCUGA
Eimeria tenella is the source of this 603-nucleotide messenger RNA. Its product is annotated as Rhoptry neck protein 1, related. The record is from RefSeq and is a predicted model, not a curated record. The coding region runs from base 1 to 603 and encodes 200 amino acids. The transcript is spliced from 2 exons. Lineage: Eukaryota; Apicomplexa; Conoidasida; Eucoccidiorida; Eimeriidae.